Molecule: messenger RNA, 474 nt
Organism: Sphaeroforma arctica JP610
Lineage: Eukaryota; Ichthyosporea; Ichthyophonida
Exons: 1
Coding region: 1-474 (157 amino acids)
Source: RefSeq, a predicted model, not a curated record
AUGCAAACCAUUAGCAGGGACACAGCUGAACGAAUGACUGUUGUAUACAUGCCCGCCGAACUUGCCUCCGAGGCCGAGGAGGUAGUGAAGGACUUCUUCCACGAGCUCCACGACACCAUGCCGUUGAGUAUUACCGACAUUGCGAAGGAGAUGGGGAGCGUGAAUGUGUCUCACAUCAUCGAGACUCUCAAGCUAAACCUCGAGCAUACAUCCGAUAUGAUGAAAACUUUGGAAGAAAACAAGGUGACAUUGAAAGAAAAAAUUGCAAUGUUGAAGGACGAGAAGGUGAUCUUGAAGGAGGAGAAUGCGCGUCUUUCACAACGUCUGAAUCUGAUUUCUGAACGUCAUGACGAAGAUCAACACAAGCAUGCUGAGGAAUUGAGAGAGAUCAGAACUAAGCUUGAUCUAGCCAACGUACAGAUUAUGAAGCUGUGUAUGACAGCGCCGAUGCGCAAACGCUUGCGACUGGACUAG